AUGACCAUUGCAACACUACGAUCGAGACUCAGUGACCACGCAAGAGUGAGAGCCCCCUCAUCCACACCCCGAUCUAGCGCCUCCAUGAGAGGCUCUACUUCGGCUGGUGGCCAGGAUGAUCUGAGGGUGACUGUGUGGAACAAAGAGCCGGCUGUCUGUCCGUGCCCCACAGCACCUUCUUCAGUGUUGCAACCCGCGAGUGUUCAGGGGAUUGCCGCGGGACCAUUUCCGGGUGCCCCGCGGGUUUCCUUUGGCGCUCCAGAGGAAGACGCGAUGUCGAUUGCAGCAUCACAAAAUGGGUCUGAUUCGUCUGAAAGUGACGACUCGUCACAGCUGCCACCUUCGGGUGUGAAUACGGCUGUGGCUCAGUCUGAUCCAGAGAUGACGGCCAUGCUUUCCCGGGCACCCGCGUGCAUCAGGUUAGAGUGGACCCCUCCACCCUGUCCCGAGCGCUCGCGGCUGGACGAUUGGUUUUUGGGUGCAGCUGCUGGUUCCCGUCUGCAGCCUGCCCCAAUACCUUUCUUCCCGGACGUGCAUGAUGAAGUCUCGAAGCCCUGGAAGACUCCCAUGUCUUCUUGUGACCGCUCGUUGAUUUCAUCCGCCUUUCCUCCUCUCGAUGGGGCAGCUGCCCGUGGGUACACUGGGCUCCCCUCGGUUGAAUGCUCUGUUGCGAUACAACUGUGUCCUCAGAGUGCUUCUUCUCGUGGCGAGCCUAAGCACCCAUCCAAAGCCUGUAGGUUUUUGUCUAUGUUAGUGGCGAAGUCCUACAGAGCGGCGGAACAGGCAGCUGCUUCUCUGCAUGCCAUGGCCACUCUGCAGGUCUACAAGGCCCAGAUGCUCAGAGACAUGCACGAGGGCAUUCCUAUACGGCCCUGUCUGGCCGCGUGA
Rhinichthys klamathensis goyatoka is the source of this 888-nucleotide messenger RNA. RefSeq lists its product as uncharacterized. The record is from RefSeq and is a predicted model, not a curated record. Bases 1 to 888 code for a protein of 295 amino acids. The transcript has 2 exons. Lineage: Eukaryota; Metazoa; Chordata; Actinopteri; Cypriniformes; Leuciscidae.